AUGGGAGACGAAUGUUCAAACCCAGAUCUCCUCGCUGAGCCUGGAAGCUCGCCACCGUGGGAUCACGGGAACCAGAGGCAAGAGGCUGCUAAUGAGUCCAGCACCCCGCGUUCCUCGGCACACCUGGGGCCAGAGACUGCACAGCCAACUAAACGGAGUAAACGCAACAGGUGGAGGAGGUAGAGUUGUCAGGGGCCAAGCCGGGAGCGAUCUGGCCAGUUCUUGGGGAGCGCGGACCUGGGACUGCAGAGAGGCGUUUUGAAGAGUGCUGCGCGCACCUGCCUCUCGGAGAUAUCCAACUCCACUCGGGCGUCUCCUGAGAGCGCACAGUCCACAGACCCCGGGAGGGCUGCCCACCCUAGGACACGUCCUCUCCCGACCACUCACUCUUUCAAAAUUGGGGAAGAGGCGGAGGAGAAGAAAAAGAAGAAAGAGAGAGAGAGAAGAAAAGAGAGGAAGAAGGAAAGAAAUUUUAAAAAAUAA
Molecule: messenger RNA, 483 nt
Organism: Pongo pygmaeus (Bornean orangutan)
Lineage: Eukaryota; Metazoa; Chordata; Mammalia; Primates; Hominidae
Product: coiled-coil domain-containing protein 140-like
Exons: 2
Source: RefSeq, a predicted model, not a curated record